Messenger RNA from Parus major (Great Tit), 2572 nucleotides. Its product is annotated as F-box/WD repeat-containing protein 7. Gene Ontology annotation, biological process: proteasome-mediated ubiquitin-dependent protein catabolic process; ubiquitin recycling. The coding region runs from base 52 to 2406 and encodes 784 amino acids. Gene Ontology annotation, molecular function: ubiquitin binding. NCBI's taxonomy places the organism in Eukaryota, Metazoa, Chordata, Aves, Passeriformes, Paridae. The record is from RefSeq and is a predicted model, not a curated record. Gene Ontology annotation, cellular component: cytoplasm; nucleus. The transcript is spliced from 13 exons.
GCGCGCUGCUGUCAGGCCUGCGCGGCGGCAGCGCCCGGGACCGGUACCGGGAUGUCGGGGCCGGGCGGGCCGGGCCCCGCCGGGGCCAAGCUCGACAUCAACCGCGCCGGCGUGGCCGAGCUGGAGGGUGCCCUCAGCGGCAUUGGCCGCCGCCGUGCCCGCGGCAUCGUCCGCAAGAGAGAGGAACUGAAGGGCUUCACUUGUUUGGAUGACCUGCUGCAUGUCAAGGGCAUUACCACACGCAUCCUGGAGCUCAACAGCCAGCGCAUGACGUGCCGGCGGUGCCCAGGCCCUGAGGGGCCCCCACGGGCCAGCCCCACUCCCUUGGGAGACAGUGAGGACCACAGGGCACCUGCAGCACAGGUGGUGGCUGAAGAGGAGGAAGAGGAGGAGGAGGAGGAAACACCAGGCCCCUGGGAGCCAGAGCACCCCUGGAAGGGUCCCCCCAGGUCCAGAGCAGACCCUGAUGGUUCUGGGGGGCAGAGACCACAGGAGCCCCCCAGGUCCGCCAGGGAGCGGGAGGAGGAGGAAGAGGAGGAGGAGGAGGAGGAGGAGGAGGAGGAAGGGAGCUGCUGCAGCGAGGAAGGGGAAGACAGCAGCAAUGUAUACCUGUACUACACCCUGGGAGAGCGCUGGAUCGACUACCUGCAGCGCACUGGGGAUGGGGGGCUGCUGCGGCACCUGCGCCCCAAGAUGAAGCGGAAGUCAGAGAAUGGGCCGGAUGGCCGGGCCUUGUCCCCUGGGAAGAAGCUGUGCAAGGGCUCUGAGUAUGGCAGGACACUGGGUCCCUGCACACCCAGCCCCACCACCACCUUUGGGGACCUGCGCAAUGCCAAGGUGGGGCAGGCCCGGCGCCGCCGCAUCCCCUCAGUGGCCCCCCCACCUGAGCUACAGGACUGGCUCCGCACCUUCCAGCGCUGGAGCGGCCCUGAGAAGCUGCUGGCCCUGGAUGAGCUCAUUGACCGCUGCGAGCCGGCGCAGAUCAAGUACAUGAUGCAGGUCAUUGAGCCCCAGUUCCAGCGGGACUUCAUCUCCCUGCUGCCCAAGGAGCUGGCCCUGUACGUCUUGUCUUUCCUGGAGCCACGGGACCUGCUCCGAGCUGCCCAGACUUGCCGCUACUGGAGGGUCCUGGCUGAGGACAAUCUGCUCUGGAGGGAAAAGUGCCGUGAGGAAGGGAUCGAGGAGCCCCUACACCUGCGGAAGCGACGCCUGCUUAGCCCCGGAUUCAUGUACAGCCCCUGGAAAUUUGCCUUCCUGCGCCAGCACCGCAUCGACAUGAACUGGCGUAGUGGGGAGCUGCGGCCCCCCAAGCUCCCGCUGCCUUCCCACUGCUCAUUGUGUUGGGGGGUCCUGGUGGCUGUGGGGGGUGCACACUGCCCCCCACACACUCCUGUGCCCCCGCAGGUACUGAAGGGCCACGAUGACCAUGUGAUCACUUGCCUGCAGUUCUGCGGCAAUCGCAUAGUAAGCGGCUCUGAUGACAACACGCUCAAAGUGUGGUCAGCUGUCACAGGGGAGUGUGUGCAGACGCUGGUGGGCCACACGGGGGGGGUUUGGUCCUCCCAGAUGAGGGACAGUGUUGUCAUCAGUGGCUCCACUGACCGCACACUCAAGGUGUGGAACGCUGACAGCGGCGAGUGCGUGCACACGCUGUACGGACACACCUCUACCGUGCGCUGCAUGCACCUGCACGGCAACAGGGUGGUGAGUGGCUCCCGGGAUGCCACGCUGCGGCUCUGGGACAUCGAGACAGGGCAGUGCCUGCACGUGCUGAUGGGCCACGUGGCUGCCGUACGCUGUGUCCAGUAUGAUGGCAACAAAGUGGUCAGUGGUGCCUAUGACUACACGGUGAAGGUGUGGGACCCUGAGAGUGAGAGCUGCACCCACACGCUGCAGGGGCACACCAACCGUGUCUACUCACUGCAGUUUGAUGGGACACACAUCGUUAGUGGGUCCCUGGACACAUCGAUCCGCGUGUGGGAUGUGGAGAGUGGGAACUGUCUGCACACACUCAUGGGACACCAGUCACUCACCAGCGGGAUGGAGCUGCGCGACAACAUCCUCGUGUCCGGCAACGCCGACUCUACUGUCAAGAUCUGGGACAUCAAGACAGGGCAGUGCCUGCAGACCCUGCAGGGUCCCAGCAAGCACCAGAGUGCUGUCACCUGCCUACAGUUCAGCUCCAAGUUCGUGGUGACCAGCUCUGAUGACGGGACAGUGAAGCUGUGGGACCUGAAGACAGGGGAGUUUGUGCGAAACCUCGUGGCCCUGGAGAGCGGGGGCUCUGGGGGAGUCGUGUGGCGCAUCCGUGCCUCCAACACAAAGCUGGUGUGUGCCGUGGGCAGCCGCAAUGGCACCGAGGAGACCAAGCUGCUGGUGCUGGACUUCGAUGUGGACCUUAAGUGACCCCGGCCAGCCCGGGGGUCCCGCGGGAGGGGUGGCCCCGGCGCAGGCGCUGGCCCCCGCGGGCAGGACAAGAGGGAGGGCCGGGCCUUAUUUAUAUGUGCGGGAGUGCCCGGCUGGGCCUGCAGGAGCAUGUUUUGUACACGGAAUAUAUCGAUUUAUUUCUGUA